GUCUGCACACCUGCUCAAUUUCCUGGAUUACUAAAAGUUUAUUUUUGUAUUUAUUCUGUUUUUCCCUGGUCCUGCAGGAUUUAGGAAAUCAUUGGACAGCACCUGAGAUUUGUACUCCGGAUGCAACACCAUGAAGUCGUGGAGACUGGGAUUGAUGUUCCUCAUCCUGCCCUGUGUGCACGGACGUGAGGAGGAUAUCCGAGCCGGGUGCAGCACGGCGGCGAUCGACCUGGUGUACAUCAUGGACGGCUCGUCCAGCGUGGGCGCGCCGGACUUCGCGGCGGCGAAGCGCUGGCUGGUGAACGUGACGGCGGGGCUGGGCGUGGGGCCGCGACGCGCCCGGGUGGGCGUGGUGCAGUACAGCGACACGCCGCGGCUGGAGGUCCCGCUGGGGCGGCACGGCAGCGCGGCGGAGCUGGUGCGGGCCAUCCACGCCGUGGCGCACCUGGGCGGCAGCACGCGGACGGGCCGGGCCAUCCGCUUCGCCGUGGAGCACGUGUUCCCCGCCCCGCCCGGGGCCCGGAGGCGCGCGGCCGUGGUGGUGACGGACGGCCGCUCGCAGGACGACGUGGUGGACGCCGCCCUGGAGGCCCGCUCCCAGAACAUCGUGCUCUUCGCCGUGGGCGUGGGCCGGGAGGUAACCUCCUCCGAGCUGGAGUCCAUGGCCAGCAGGCCGGCCUCCGCCCACGUGCUGCACGCCGAGGACUACACCACCAUCCACCGCAUCCGGGACGCCAUGGAGCAGAAGCUGUGCGAGGAAUCUGUUUGCCCCUUGUGGAUUCCCAUGGGAUCCCGGGAUGAGAAGGGAUUCGACCUGAUCCUGGCGAUGGAGAUUCCCGGAAAGGCCCAGAAGGUCCAGGGCUCUCUCGUGUCAGAGGCAGCGUACCUCUUCAGUCCUGGGAUGGACGUCACCAUGGACACCAGAAUCAUCUUCCCCGAGGGCCUCCCGCCCGCCUACGUGUUUGUGGCGACGCUGCGACUGAGGGCGCCGGCCAAUCGGGGCCGGCUGCACCUCCUCAGGGUCCUGAGCGAGGCCGGGUUCGCCCAGGUCGCCGUGACGCUGAGCGGGGACGACCGCUCCGUCACGUUCACGACCACCAGCGUCCACGAGGAGGAGCAGUCCGUCAUCUUCAACGACCGCGGGAUAAAGAGGCUGUUUGACGAGGACUGGCACCAGCUGAAGCUGCUGGUGAAGCCCAGGCGUGUCACCUGCUUCCUGGACGGAGUGCAGAUCGAGGAGCAGCUCCUGGAGCGGACGGUGCCCAUCUACAUCAACGGCCAGACGCAGGUCGCCACGGAUACCCGGGCGGGGACGACGGUGGCUAUUGAGAUUCAGAAGCUGAGGCUUUACUGUGACCCCCAGCAGAGUGAGAGAGAGACCGCGUGUGAAAUCUACUCUGUGCAUGAUGACAGGUGUCCCCUCGACCGCUCCCUGGGCACGGGGGAAUGCCACUGUCCAAUAGGGAGCCCCGGACCGCCCGGCCUCCCUGGACCAAUGGGUGACGCAGGACAGCCAGGGACCAAGGGGCAGUCUGGCCAGAGGGGGUCCAAAGGGGACCGCGGGGAACGGGGCGUGCCAGGGCGAGCCGGACCUCCUGGCCCCACGGGAAGUCAAGGUGAUCCUGGAAUGCCUGGAUCUCCUGGGCAACCUGGAGCACGGGGAGUGCCUGGGACACUGGGGGAUGAUGGGCCAGCUGGACCAAUGGGAGCAAAGGGUGAUCGAGGAGAACCUGGGCUUCCUGGGGUUGACGGACAGUCAGGAGUUCCGGGGAUCCGUGGCCUACCUGGACAGAUGGGACCGGUGGGCUCUCAGGGAGAGAGAGGCCUGCCUGGAAUGAUGGGUUUGACUGGACCCAAAGGACCACAGGGACUUCACGGUCCUAGUGGUGCGCCUGGAUUGGACGGGCCACAGGGACCAAAGGGUAACUCUGGAGAGAAAGGACCAGCGGGCAUUCCUGGGCAGCCUGGACUAGGGGGGAACGAGGGUCCUCCGGGACCACGCGGACUUCCGGGACCCAUGGGAAUGCCGGGAUUUAAAGGACACAAAGGUGAAUUAGGACCACAAGGACCUAAAGGAAAUCAGGGAGAGAGAGGUGCGAACGGAACACCUGGGCGUCACGGCACUCCUGGGGAACCUGGACUUAGGGGAGGCAAAGGAGAGAAAGGUGUGGUGGGAGACCCUGGAGUCAGAGGGGCUGAUGGGAAGAAAGGAGACGCGGGAUUUCUCGGAGCGGUCGGGUCGCCGGGCUCUCCUGGCCGAGAUGGGUUACCGGGGCAACCGGGCGUUCCCGGGUAUCCGGGGAAACCGGGAAAACCCCCCACAGACGAACACUUACUGAAGCUCUGCUCCACGGUACUACAGAACCAGUUGCCCGAGCUCCUACGAGCCAUGGCCCCGAGAGGCUGUCGGCACUGUGAGACGAAACCAGGGCCCGCAGGGGAACCGGGCCCCCCAGGCCCCACGGGGCCCCCCGGCCCUGUCGGAUACCCCGGCACCACUGGCUCACGGGGGUACCCCGGCCCCCCAGGCAGACAAGGGCUCCAGGGCAUCAAAGGUGAGAUGGGCCCAACGGGAGUGAAAGGGUCAAAGGGCGAAGGGGACACGGGGUCACCCGGUCUGCCCGGUCCUACAGGCAUUCCUGGACCCCCAGGGACCGAUGGUGUGGGACAUCGCGGGCCGCCGGGAAUUCCGGGCCAGUCGGGAAUUCCUGGCGUUCCGGGGAAGCGUGGACCGGCCGGGCCGGCAGGAGUGUGCGACGUCUCCUCGUGCUAUCAGGCCUACGGCUACAGGCACGACCGCUUCAGCAAAGGGCCCAACUCCUAGUGCUGCUGGGAAAUGUAGUCCAGUCCAGUGGGAGUGGACGUGACUACUAUUGGGCCGCCGUUUCAAGCAAACACGGAAAGGGGAACUCUGUGAUCGGCCCCUCCCUACUGGUGCUGUCAGCUUUUAACGAAAACCAGUCUGAAAGAGGCCAGUGUGAUGAGCUGUGAAACAUUGCAAGACUUGUUUUAUCCUGUGAUGGCCAACUUUCAUUGGGUUGUCGAACCACAGUAGUUCAAACAUGGUCAGUAUAUUGACAAAACAAAGUGCACUGCCUUAGCUAAGCUGCCUUAGCUAAGCUACCUUGCAAGGCAAAGUCAGAGUAAAUCUUUGUAAUUUCUAUCUUCCAGAUGGUUUACAUUUAUAAAUGUUAUUAUUUUUUUUUAUCAUUCAUGUUCUACUAUCAAUGCAAGGGAGUGUAUACAUUAUUUGUUUUGCCUCUGUCCCUAUAUGCUGUAAGAUCUGCGUUAAAAUGUAGGUUUGUUACAGUGUUUACAGCAGUACAAUUUUGUAAAUAUAAGAUACACCUCUUUGGGAAGCAUCUUCGUGUCUGGCAUAGCGUCUCAAAUGAUUGAGCGCAAAGUUGUUUCCAAUUAUAAUGUACUGCUGCCCGAAAGCCAUGACUUUUUUUCUUUCAUUCUUUAUGGCUGGUGUACCUCUAACUGUCUGGCCUUUGAGUGGGACGAGUCAUUUAAUCUCAAGAUGAAAUCCUGAAGCAGCUUUGUAAA
Molecule: messenger RNA, 3549 nt
Organism: Conger conger (European conger)
Lineage: Eukaryota; Metazoa; Chordata; Actinopteri; Anguilliformes; Congridae
Product: vWFA and Collagen domain-containing protein
Exons: 27
Coding region: 131-2824 (897 amino acids)
Source: RefSeq, a predicted model, not a curated record